Pan troglodytes (chimpanzee) is the source of this 4048-nucleotide messenger RNA. It is a transcript of the gene SAXO6, whose product is annotated as Mdm1 nuclear protein. Gene Ontology annotation, biological process: negative regulation of centriole replication; retina development in camera-type eye. The transcript is spliced from 15 exons. The record is from RefSeq and is a predicted model, not a curated record. Gene Ontology annotation, molecular function: microtubule binding. NCBI's taxonomy places the organism in Eukaryota, Metazoa, Chordata, Mammalia, Primates, Hominidae. Bases 1198 to 3360 code for a protein of 720 amino acids.
AUAUCAGGUGGCUUCUUCAAAUGAAUUUUUAAGUAUCUCGAUGAUGAUGAAGAACAAAGACAUCAAUCAGGAUUCAGGAAGACAGCUUUUGCGGAAAAUGCUUAAAGGGAAGCAUCAAGGAUUGGUGUUGAUAUUUGAAAGUUUAAGAGUGGUAUACUUUUAUUCAGUCAACACAUGCCAAAUGUAAAAGGCACUCAUUUGUUGUUCCUGGAAGAAGCCUGGCAGCAUUCCAUUCAGACAUCUGCCCUUUCAUCGUCCCACUUUUUACUUAUUGCAGUCCUUUCAGUCUGAAUAUUUCCUCCUGACGCAUCUUCUGCCGUCCGAAAUGACUCCCUGCUCCCGGAUCCUGUAGCCCUUAUUAUUGACACCUUUCAUUUAGAAAUUUAGCACAUGUCACAUUACACCAUUAUUGAAUAAAUAAAUAAAUGAAUAAAUAAAUAAAGAUGUAUGUCCUUCCCAAGUAUAUCAGAGAACUAUCUGGACAAUUUCUUUCUUUCCCAAUUCUCAGAAUCAGCAGUAUUCUGUCAAGAAACAUUUAUCGACGAUGAUGGCAAUAGUCGAUUAAAAUCAGAUGAAGUUUUAUUUUUAAAAAAAGGUUGAGCGGAGAGACAAGGCUGAAGGUUUGGAAGUUGAGACAACCAUCUUCAAUAAACGUUUUCUCAUCUAAGGGCUGUAUGUACAUCAUUUUGGGGAAGGUAGAGAUUGAGGGAGGAAGAACAUCACUGGAGGAAGAGACAGCAGUUUGUCUUUCGAGUUUCAAUAAAGUUUCAAAAAUCCUGCCUAAGUUAUAUAUUUUUUGGCCUUUCCCUUUUGAUGUGACAAUAAACUGUAAUGCGGCUGUCGUUCGUACGAACCGAUAUUCAGCAGAAUAGAUCUGAGCACUUUCGGAAAAAGAAGCGUUCGGUUUUGUCAUAGAUUUUAGCAUGAAGAACACACUUUGACCUUUGAUGCUGUCAAGCACCUGGGCCAGCGAGGCUGGCGGCUGGCGAAUUCCACCAGCAAGCAGACGCAUUGCUGCGCAGGACCCGGCGAACCGGGGACUGGUCCACCCAACCCAGGAAGGCACCCCCGGGGUCCCGCCCAGCCUGGUUCCGGGAGCCUUAUUGGCCGGCCUUCCGCCCGCCAUCUCUAUCAGCCCCAGGGAUUUGGCAAGGGAGGUAGGCGGCUCCCUUUCGGCCACUCAUUGGUCAAAUCCUAAUGGAGGGGCUGAGUGAAUACCAGAGGAACUUCCUGUGGAAAAAGUCUUAUUUGUCAGAGUCUUGUAAUUCCUCCGUGGGGCGAAAGUACCCAUGGGCUGGACUUAGAUCAGAUCAAUUAGGCAUCACGAAAGAGCCAAGUUUUAUUUCAAAAAGAAGAGUCCCUUACCAUGACCCACAGAUUUCAAAAUCUCUGGAGUGGAAUGGAGCUAUCUCAGAGAGCAAUGUGGUUGCAUCACCAGAACCAGAAGCCCCGGAAACACCAAAAUCACAAGAAGCAGAACAAAAGGAUGUUACUCAAGAAAGAGUUCACUCACUAGAAGCUUCCAGGGUUCCCAAAAGAACCAGAUCUCACUCUGCAGACUCCAGAGCUGAAGGGGCUUCAGAUGUGGAAAAUAAUGAGGGUGUAACAAACCAUACACCAGUUAAUGAAAAUGUGGAACUGGAACAUUCUACCAAGGUUCUUUCAGAAAAUGUAGAUAAUGGGUUGGAUAGACUUCUGCGUAAGAAAGCUGGAUUGACUGUUGUUCCUUCAUAUAAUGCCUUGAGAAAUUCUGAAUAUCAAAGGCAGUUUGUUUGGAAGACUUCUAAAGAAACUGCUCCAGCUUUUGCAGCCAAUCAGGUUUUCCACAAUAAAAGCCAGUUUGUUCCACCAUUCAAAGGUAACUCAGUCAUCCAUGAAACUGAAUACAAAAGAAAUUUCAAGGGUUUAUCUCCAGUGAAAGAACCAAAAUUAAGAAAUGAUUUGAGAGAAAACAGAAAUCUUGAAACAGUGUCUCCUGAAAGGAAGAGUAAUAAAAUAGAUGAUCAUUUAAAAUUGGAAGCAGAGAUGGAAUUAAAAGACUUACACCAGCCUAAAAGGAAGCUUACUCCUUGGAAACAUCAAAGGCUUGGGAAGGUGAAUUCCGAAUAUAGAGCAAAAUUUCUGAGCCCAGCUCAGUAUUUAUAUAAAGCUGGGGCUUGGACACAUGUAAAGGGAAACAUGCCAAAUCAGGGUUCUCUAAAUGCCAUGUGGUAUGCCGAGGUUAAAGAACUCCGAGAAAAGGCUGAGUUUUAUAGGAAGCGAGUUCAGGGGACGCAUUUUUCUCGGGACCAUCUGAAUCAGAUUUUAUCUGAUAGCAACUGCUGUUGGGAUGUCUCCUCAACCACAAGCUCAGAAGGAACCGUUAGUAGCAACAUCAGAGCAUUAGAUCUUGCUGGAGAUCCUACAAGCCAUAAGACUUUGCAGAAAUGUCCUUCUACAGAACCAGAAGAAAAAGGAAAUAUCGUGGAAGAACAGCCCCAGAAAAAUACCACGGAGAAAUUGGGUGUGUCAGCUCCCACCAUACCCGUUAGAAGGCGGCUGGCUUGGGAUACAGAGAACACAAGUGAAGACGUACAGAAACAGCCCGGGGAGAAAGAGGAGGAGGACGACGAUGAAGAGGAAGGGGACAGGAAAACGGGCAAGCAGGCUUUUAUGGGAGAGCAAGAGAAGUCGGAUGUACAUGAGAAAUCUAAGGCAGAUAAGAUGAAAGAAGGGUCAGAUUCUUCAGUAUCCUCAGAAAAAGGAGGCCGGCUUCCUACUCCCAAGCUGAGAGAACUUGGUGGAAUCCAGAGGACUCAUCAUGAUCUCACUACUCCAGCUGUUGGUGGUGCUGUUUUAGUGUCUCCAUCUAAGAUGAAGCCUCCAGCCCCAGAACAGAGGAAAAGAAUGACCUCUCAGGAUUGUUUAGAAACUUCAAAGAAUGAUUUUACUAAGAAAGAAGGUCGUGCUGUAUCCCUACUGACUUCUCCAGCUGCUGGUAUAAAAACAGUUGAUCCUCUGCCUUUGCGGGAAGAUUUUGAAGACAAUAUCCACAAAUUUGCUGAGGCAACUCUUCCAGUUUCAAAAAUUCCAAAAUACCCAACAAAUCCCCCUGGACAGUUGCCUUCUCCACCACAUGUUCCAUCCUACUGGCAUCCCUCUCGACGAAUUCAGGGCUCUCUUAGAGAUCCAGAGUUUCAGCACAAUGUGGGAAAAGCAAGGAUGAACAAUUUGCAGUUACCUCAACAUGAAGCCUUUAAUGAUGAAGAUGAGGACAGAUUGUCUGAGAUUUCUGCUCGCUCUGCAGCUUCUAGUCUCCGGGCUUUUCAAACUCUGGCACGAGCUAAGAAAAGGAAGGAGAAUUUCUGGGGUAAAACAUAAACCUAGCUGAGUUGCCUUUAUCUAAGGAAACAUUGGCAUAAUUUUUCUUUAUUGCUUACUGUGUUAAAAUUUUUUGAGUGAAGUUUUUCCUAACAUUUUCUACUUUGAAAUAUUUAAUUUCCAAUAGAACAGUUUACUUGGAAAUUGUUAACAUAGGCUUAUACAAAUUUAACUUUUAAAGAAUUCUUUUUACAUCUAUCCCAGGGUACAAAGACCUAGAUUAUUGAAUUCUUCACAUGUAACUUUUGUAAUAGGUGUCAUGGAUAGAUUUUCACCUAUCCAGAGAGUAUUCUAAAAAAAUAAACAAAGUGAAGUAAAAGUUAAGAUCCCAGUGUGAAGUAUAUAUUCCCCUAAGAUUUGAUAUAUGUAUCUUUAUAAUUGAUGAUGUUGUAAAAUGAAUUUGUUGUUCCUUUAACCUUUGCUGUAGUGUUUCUUUUUAUUUUAGUUCCUUCUAUACAUGUUUGCAGUGUUAAGAUAAUUGUACUUUGAAAACACCAGCUGUAUAUAUUUUUCUUAUUUAUGUAACAAAGUUUGCUGAAAGAUAUGUAUAUUUUUGAUCUUUGAGUGUAUUCUAUUUGUGUAAGGACUUUGGCUUACAUUUGACUAAUGUCUAGAUUUUGAAAAAUUACCUGUAUAAUGGAGAAUUAAAACUUUGUAGACAUUUUGAAAUAAAAAUGGAUCAAGUGCG